AUGGAGAGAGCCCGGCCGGAGCCGCCGCGCCAACUGCCGCGGGCAGUCCCGCCGCGCCCGCUGCGCCCAGCUCCGCCGCCCCCGCCGCUGCUCGACGGCGCCGCCGCCGCCGCCUUUCGGGGGACCGCGGCCGAGCCCCCCCGGUCGCCGCCCGCGCCGUGCGCCGCCGCCGCCCUUGCGGCCGUGGCCUCGCCGUGCGGGGACGCCGCGGCGCCGGGCGUGCAGCCCGCGGCUCGGCGCCUGCUGCAGCUGAAGACGGAGCAGGUGCUGCUGCUGCCGCCGUCGGCCCGGGACGACGGGCCCGCCGGGACCCCCGCGCAGGCGCGGCUGCUGCCGCUGAGACCCGAGCUGCUGCUGCUGCCGCCGCCGCCCGACGGCGCCCCCUGCAGGCCCGAUGCCCACCCGGCCGCGGCCCGGGCGCCGCACGUCAAGGCUGAGCAUCCCGAGCCGGGGCCGGCGCGGGCCUGCAGGGCGACCCCCGACGGCCGCCGCGGCGGGGACGAGAAGCCGGGCCGCUGGGAGGCGGCCGACGGCCCGAGCGACGCGGCGGAAGGCGGAGGCGGCGGCAUCAAGACGGAGGAGCCCGAGCGGGGCCGCGAGGACGGGCGCCCGGGCCCCGCCGAGCCCCCCGCGGCCAAUGGGCUGGUGCCCGGCGCCAAGGAGCUGCUGCUGGCCGCGCCGCCCGGCGCCUUCGGCCCCCCCGCCCCCGCCGCCCCGCAGCCGCCGGACCUGCGGCUCCCGCUCACGCUCCAUCCCGUCCCGCCCGGGGCCCGCAUCCAGUUCCAGGGGCCGCCGCCCCCCGAGCUGAUCCGGCUGACCAAGGUCCCCCUGACCCCGGUGCCCAUCAAGAUGCAGUCCUUGCUGGAGCCGUCGGUCAAGAUCGAGACCAAAGACGUGCCGCUCACCGUGCUGCCCUCCGACGCAGGAAUACCAGAUACUCCCUUCAGUAAGGACAGAAAUGGUCACGUGAAGCGACCCAUGAACGCGUUUAUGGUUUGGGCAAGGAUCCACCGGCCAGCACUAGCCAAAGCUAACCCAGCCGCCAACAAUGCAGAAAUCAGUGUCCAGCUCGGGCUAGAGUGGAACAAACUUAGCGAAGAGCAAAAGAAACCCUAUUAUGAUGAAGCACAAAAGAUUAAAGAAAAGCACAGAGAGGAGUUUCCUGGAUGGGUUUACCAGCCUCGCCCAGGGAAGCGAAAACGCUUCCCUCUAAGUGUUUCCAAUGUGUUUUCUGGUACCACACAGAAUAUCAUCUCUACAAAUCCUACAACAGUCUACCCUUACCGCUCACCCACCUACUCUGUGGUAAUUCCCAGCCUACAGAACACCAUCACUCAUCCUGUUGGUGACGCACCCCCGACCAUCCAGCUGCCCACCCCCACGGUCCAGCGUCCCAGCCCCAUCACGCUCUUCCAGCCCAGCGUCUCCAGCGCCGCCCCGGUGGCCGUCCAGCCGUCCAGCCUGCCCCUGCGCCCGGCACCCCAGCCCCAGCGCUUGGCGGGGCCCUCCCCGACGGACCCUCACCGGCCGCACUCCGGGGCCAGCCGCCCGGUGAAGCGACCCACCCCCAUCUCCCUGGACAGCAGCAGCAGCAGCAGGAUCCCGGUCAGCGCCAGCGCCAGCGCCGGCCACGCCAGAUUCGCCGCCUCCACCGUCCAGCCUCCCAAGGAGUACCCCAGCGUUUCCACGUGUCCCCGGAGCGCACCCGUGCCCCAGGCCCCUCCCCUGCCGCACUCGCACGUCUACCAGCCCCCUCCCCUGGGCCACCCGGCCACGCUGUUUGGGACACCACCGCGGUUCUCUUUCCAUCACCCCUACUUCCUCCCUGGACCUCACUACUUCCCAUCAAGCACCUGCCCUUAUAGUCGGCCUCCCUUUGGCUAUGGCAAUUUCCCCAGCUCCAUGCCAGAAUGCCUCGGUUAUUAUGAAGACAGAUACCAAAAGCACGAGGCUAUAUUUUCAGCUUUAAACAGAGACUAUCCUUUUAGAGACUACACUGAGGAACGCACGCACAGCGAAGAUUCUCGAAGUUGUGAGAGCCUGGACGGGACCCCUUACUAUAACAGUAACAGCCACAGCGGGGAAGAGUACCUGGGCCCCAUGCCACAGCUGGACAUGGGCGCCCUGGAUAACGUCUUCACGGCCCCGACGGCGGCUCCUUCCAGCAUCCAGAAAGUCAACGUCACUGACAGUGAUGAGGAGGAAGAAGAAAAAGUACUCAGGAAUUUAUAA
Molecule: messenger RNA, 2232 nt
Organism: Sorex fumeus (smoky shrew)
Lineage: Eukaryota; Metazoa; Chordata; Mammalia; Eulipotyphla; Soricidae
Gene: SOX30
Product: SRY-box transcription factor 30
Biological process (GO): regulation of transcription by RNA polymerase II
Cellular component (GO): nucleus
Molecular function (GO): DNA-binding transcription factor activity, RNA polymerase II-specific; sequence-specific double-stranded DNA binding
Source: RefSeq, a predicted model, not a curated record